AUUACUUUGAAAACAUUAACAUUAAAUACUCCCCUAGAUAGUCUUUAAAGUGAUUCUCAAAUAAGCCAUAUAUACUAACCUUUCAAUGACCAACUGGUUCCUCCUCCUCUCCACACUCCACCCAGGAAUCAUGGCAUUCGUAGCUGCCAGCCACCGCCUCAGCGGCCUCAGGAGACACAGUGAAAUCGCAAAACGCGUCUCAGUUCCCUGCUUUUCCACCGUAGCUCAACCCAGUUCUUCGCCUGAGACGCCCCUGGAACCAGUUCCUGAUUCCCCUUCUCCCAUUUCCCUGUUAGUCUCACUUCUCCGGAACUCAGACCCACAAGAUUGGAGUACCAAUCUGGAGCUCCAUGAGUUCCUGCGCAGUUCUCCUUCUCCCAACUCCGUUCUUCAAAUCUCCCGUCAAUUGGGAACGGCCGAGAAGGCGCAGCAGUUCUUCGACAUCUUCAGAGCCCAGACUUCACCUUCUCCCCAUCACUCAUUUUCCGUAUCCCUAGCGUUCCAAGCUAUUCUCGAGCACACAUCCCGGGAGUCUGGGAGCUCACCCGCUAAGCUUUACGAGCUUUUUUGCUCUCUUAAAGAGAUUGGAAUCCCCCUGUCUAUCAAUUCUGCUAUGAUGCUGAUUCGUUGCUUUACAGGAGCCGGAAUGUUCCAGGAAUCCGUACAUGUUUUUGACGAACUUUGCCCAGAAUCGAGGAACGAAAUUGUGGUGAAAACGCUUCUGGUUGCUUUGGUCAGAGGGGGGUGUAUUGAUUAUGCUCUGAAGGUGCUCGACGAAAUGCUCCAACCUGGCAUGCUUUUCCGGCCCAACCAGAACACAUUGGAAAUGCUGCUGUCUGAGAUUUGGAGGACGGGCGGGAGAGGCACAGAAGCUUCGAUUGGUGAGGAUGGAAUAUAUGAGCUUGUUUCAAGAUUUGGAGACCACGGGCUGUUCCCUGGUGAUAUCUGGACAUGUAAAUUGGUGAACAGGUUUUGCUGGGGUGGUAGAUGUUAUAAAGCUUGGGACUUUCUUCACAAUAUGAUGAGGUCCGGGGCUUUGGUGAGUACCCGUGCUUGCAAUGUCAUUCUGACAGGGCUUGGCAAGAAGCACGAUUUUCAGAAAAUGAACAUGCUUACAAGGGAGAUGAAGGAAAAAGGGAUUGCACCGAAUGUGGCAACAUUUGGGAUUCUGAUCAACCAUUUGUGUAAGCUCCGUAGGGUCGAUGAGGCAUUGCAGAUUUUUGAAGAGAUGAAGGGUGGGAAUGAAGGCAUUCCUUCUGUUCACCCUGAUACAGUCAUCUACAACACUCUGAUUGAUGGGCUGUGCAAAGUUGGGAGGACAGAAGAAGGGGUGGCUUUGAUGGAAAAGAUGAGGUGGGAGGAGAAUGGGUGUGCCCCUAAUGCUGUUACCUAUAACAGUCUGAUCAAUGGGUUUUGCAAAGUCGGAGAGAUUGAGACUUCUGUCAAUCUCUUCCUCCAAAUGACAAAAAAUGGAAUAGUACCAAGCAUGAUUAGCUAUAAUACUCUGCUUGAUGGCAUGUGCAAGCACGGAAGGGUUGGUAGCGCAAUGGAUUUCUUCAACGAAAUGAAGGAGAAAGGUGUUAGGGGGAAUGCAGUUAGUUACACCAUACUCAUUACGGCUUUCUCCAGUGUCAAAAAUAUUGAGAAGGCAAUGCAAUUAUUUACCGAAAUGACAGAAAGCAGAUGUCAUGUUGAUGCAGUCGUAUACUACAGCCUGAUAUCCGGGCUAAGUCAGGCUGGAAGAAUGGACGAUGCUUGCCUUGUUUUGUCAAAGAUGAAAGAUGCGAAUUUUUCGUUAGACAUAACCGGCUACAACAUUCUCAUUGCUGGGUUUUGCAGGAGGAACAACUGGGAAAAGGUUCAAGAGUUGCUUCAAGAAUUAGAGCAAAAUGGAAUCAAGCCUGACUGUGUCACAUUCAACACACUGAUAUCAUUCUUUUGUAAGAAAGGGGACCUCCCGAAAGCCCAAAGAUUGAUGAAGAAGAUGAAAGAGGAUGGCAUGGUACCCACAGUCGUCACUUAUGGAGCAUUAAUUCAUGCAUAUUGCGCGGGUGGUAAAAUGGACGAAGCCAUGAAACUGUUUGAGACCAUGUGGUUGAGCUCCAAAGUGUUGCCCAAUACAGUGAUAUACAACAUAUUGAUAGAGUCACUAUGCAAGAGUGACAAAGUUGAAGAUGCUCUCUCUUUGAUGAAUGAUGAUAUGAAGGCCAAGGGUGUCAUGCCUAAUACGACCACGUAUAACUCAAUCUUCAAAGCUCUCCGAGAGAGAAACUGGUUCGAAAGGGCUUUUGAACUAAUGGACCAAAUGUCUGCAAGCCUCUGCGAUCCUGAUUAUGUUACCGUGGAAAUUCUCACCGAAUGGCUCCCUGCCAUUGGCCAAACUGACAAGUCUCGAUCUUUUGUCGAAGGACAUCAGGUUUCAAACUCUGGUGUGUGAUGGGUUAACAGAUAUUUCAAUUUAAGACUUGAUUCUAAACCAAGAUUACACCUUUAUUUUAAGCUUAACAACUAUUCGGUAGGUAUAUCGAUGGGAUUGUUUCUUCCAAUUGGAAAGAGGUUAGCAGUGUGUACAAAUCAUAUGCUCCAUGUUUGUAUGUGUCCACAGAUAACGUUACGUUGAAUAAAACACGGAGCGUCUAACAUUUUUUUCUAAGAUAUUCGUGUGAGUUUUGUGUUUCAUCCUCAAGUUUGUACACUGCAAAAUCCAAAACAAGCAAGAAAAGGUACUUCCUUUC
Messenger RNA from Cuscuta campestris, 2735 nucleotides. Lineage: Eukaryota; Viridiplantae; Streptophyta; Magnoliopsida; Solanales; Convolvulaceae. The record is from the annotation of a GenBank genome assembly.